This is a messenger RNA of Penicillium soppii, 717 nucleotides long. RefSeq names its product glutathione S-transferase tpcF (gene tpcF). The coding region runs from base 1 to 717 and encodes 238 amino acids. NCBI's taxonomy places the organism in Eukaryota, Fungi, Ascomycota, Eurotiomycetes, Eurotiales, Aspergillaceae. The transcript has a single exon. The record is from RefSeq and is a predicted model, not a curated record.
AUGACAUCCACAAUCAAACCAAUCCAGCUCUACGGCGGCAUUCUAGGCCCCAACCCGCUGAAGAUCGGAAUUAUCCUCACCCUUCUUGAGCUCCCCUUCGAGGUAGUCCCCGUCGAAUACACCGACGUCAAGCUCCCAGCUUACGAAGCCAUCAAUCCAAACGGACGUCUUCCGUCAAUCCACGACCCAAACACUGGUCUCACGAUCUGGGAAAGCGGCGCAAUCGUCGAGUACCUGAUCGAGCGGUACGACACCAAGGAGCCGCGCAAGCUCAGCUUUGAGCCACGCAGCGCAGAAGCCGAGCUCGCGCGCUCAUUCCUGUACCUUCAAACCACUGGCCAAGGCCCGUACUACGGGCAGGCCUACUGGUUCAAGAAAUACCACGCUGAGAAGAUCCCCAGUGCUAUAGAGCGCUACGUCAACGAGGCAAAGCGCGUGACGGGCGUUCUUGACAAAUGGCUGGGCCAGCAAAAGGAGGCCAAUGCUGACAAUCUCGGAGACGGUCCUUGGCUCGUCGGAAACAAGUUGUCUUAUGCGGAUAUCGCAUUUAUUCCCUGGCAGGCGGGUGCGCAUAUGUCGUUUAGUGAAGAUGGGUUUAAUUUGGAUGAAUUCCCUCACGAGAAGGAAUGGUUUGAGCGCAUGACCUCCCGGGAAGCGAUCAAGGCCGUCCUGGACUCCUCGAACGAGCAGAUGGCCAAGAAGAGGGCAGCCCAGUGA